UUAAAAUGGUGUGGGAGAACUGUAAUAUUGUAAUUAAUAGUGGCGACAGUGGUAUUUUGUACACAGGCGACGUGGUGACCGGAUCGGUGACGUUGGAAUUUAAAAAAGUGCAAAAAAUUAAAUAUGUGGAACUCAGAGUAAUAGGUAUAAGUAAAGCAAGAUGGUCAAGAAUAACACCUACAGUGCCUUAUUUGAAAAUAUACGAGGAAAAAAGGAAAGUUUUAGACACCAGAAUUAACGUAUUUAGCGAAAUAACUGGUAAAAAAAUAAGACCGGGAAUAAACAACUAUCAAAUCCAUUUUAACCUUCCCAAUGAUUUACCAUCGUCAUUCAAAAGUUCAAUAGCUACAGUAUCGUAUUAUAUUAAAAUAAUGUGUAAAGCAACAUGCUGUCAAUCGAAGAUUAAAAUUGUUCCGCUUAUUGUGAUGAGUAGAGUAGAUAUGAAUCACUUAGAAGAAAACAAGGUGGCCAUGAUGUACGAUAUGAACAAAACUUUCGCAACUUCUGGAACAUUGACCAUAUAUUUUAAAACAUAUAGAUGUUUUGCGCCGAAACAAAGCUUGCCGUUUGGAAUAGACAUCAGCAAUGACAAAAAAGCAAAAAUAAGUAAAAUAGUCGUCACAUUGAUACAGAAACUUGAGUACAAUGUUACCGCUGGUUACGCAAACGACGAGAAGAAAAUAUGUAAAACGGAACAUAGCGAUUUUUGUAAUGAAACGAAAGAGUACUGCCGUAUGUUUAUGGAUGUGCCGCAAACAGUGUCAUCUAGUAUUAACGUAACUAAUCCAAUGAUUAAAAUAUCCUACGUGUUAAGGGUUGAGGUGAUAUUUAAAUUUCACUUAACAUUAUGUGAAGACAUUCCUGUAACAAUAACAACUGUUCCUGUACAACAUCUCGGUACAUAAAUAUUUCAGAAAAUACAAAAUAAAAACUACAACUACA
Messenger RNA from Papilio machaon (common yellow swallowtail), 942 nucleotides. Its product is annotated as arrestin domain-containing protein 5. The transcript is spliced from 6 exons. Lineage: Eukaryota; Metazoa; Arthropoda; Insecta; Lepidoptera; Papilionidae. The coding region runs from base 6 to 905 and encodes 299 amino acids. The record is from RefSeq and is a predicted model, not a curated record.